AUUACCUUAUACCUUUCAGUUUGAACCUGUUUUGCCCUUGGAGUGUUUUUCUCCCAAUCCUUAUCUCAACUCAUGAGCCCUUGGUUAAUUUUUUGCCCUCUUCUCUGCCCAACUAUAACAGAAGUGGGUGAGCAAAUGACUUUUGUGGGUGCCUGACGUUUGGUCAAUAUUAAACCACAUCAGGCAGCCACAGCUUCUCUGGGCAACCUGUGCCAGGGCCUCACCACCCUCACAGGUGAGAAUUUCUUCCUAAUAUCCAAUCUAAACCUUCUCUCUAUCAGUGGGAAGCCGUUCUCCCUUGUCCUGUCACCUAAGAUCUUUUCCAAAAUCAGCUCUCCAGCUCUUUUAGCACUCUUAGAGCUCUUUUAGAGUCCCUUUAGGCACUGGAAACUUUAAGGUCUCCUCAGAGCCUUCUCUUGUCCAGGCAGAAUACCACCAGCUCUCCCAGCCUGUCUCCAGAACAGAGGGGCUGCAACCCUUAGAGCCUCUGCGUGGCUUCCUCUGGACUCCCUCCUCCGUGUCCUGAUUCUGGGGGUCCCAGAGCUGGACACAGCAUUCCAGGUAGAGCUUCACAAGAGCAGAGCAAGUGGAGAGAAUCUCCUCCUUUGACCUAUUGAUCAUACCUCUUUUGAUGUAGACCAGGAUACAGCUGGCUGACUGGACUGCAAGUGCAGAUAAAUAUCUAGAGGUGUGAGGACUUCCCGGACUAUUAUGAGCUGCAUUUGCUGAUGAGUUCUUUUUGCUAAUAAAUAUUCUAGAUUUUGUUGUUUCUAAACUUCUCCUCUGUGUCUGCAGCUGGCAGUAUUACCAAAGGCAGUUUCAGUGCUGAAUCCAGUGAGGGUUCAAGUAUUGCCAGAAUACCAGCUGUUGUUUGGGAUUUUGCCACAUUCUUCUGCAUGCUGAUUUCUUCCUCAGAACAGCAAAGCUUCAUGAAAGAGUGUGCUGCCUUGACUGUCUUGUGCAUUUACCCAUAAUAGUAUGAUGACCUCAGCCAUCAUCAAGAGGUGAGGCUGUAAUAUCUUGCAGUACCGUCUUCAGGUAAACUCUUAAAUAAGGUAAGCUAAGUAUGUCCUUCAGGAACAGCAAGUCCAGUUGCAAUGGAGUGAUUACUCCAUUUUACAUGGAUAUGAGUGGACUAUCUUUCUCAUCUAGGACCAAGCUGAAUGUAAUUUAUCUGCACAAUUGAUGAGCAAAAUCGAUACAUUUUUGUUUAAAUGCUGGUGUUUCCAGUUAGUCAGUACUAGCCAAUGCUGGCUUUGAACAUUCAGCUGUUGACUUUACAGAGAAUUGCUGCACACUGUCAAACUGAAUCCUUCUUCAGCAUUCCCUGCUGAGAUGACCAACCAUCAUUCAUCCCAUAAUUAGCUUCUAGAGGUUAUUUUCAAUUCUAUGCUGAUGUGAGUAAAGUGUGUAAAUUUGCACCUGUUGAUUUCUGACAAUAGUGAAGCUUUUCCAGUAAUAUUUCUAACUUCAGCUUUCAUCUUGUUUUCCACACAGUUACACAAGGGUCUUUGGCAGCAUCAUAUCUCAAAGGCUUCAGCUUUCUUUUUCUCAGCAGAAUUAGCUUUUCACAGUUUCUGCCUGAAGUUUGCUGUGGAAGUGAUGGAGUUUUUCACUAGUCAGCUUCUCUAUAUCUCAGCUGAGCCAAGGGAAUCUAGGAAUGUGUUUAUACAGAUCUGGGUUAGAUAAACUCUUUCCAUUUGGAAUUUAAAGAUGAAAUAUACCUUCACAUACAUUUUGAAGGAGACCCCCUUUUCAAGCACAAAACAAUAAAGAUAUUCUGUAAAAUAAUUUUGUCAUUUUCCUCCAUUUUUCUCCAUUUGUUCUAAUGACAGUGAUAGCACUCAAUCAAAGAAGUCAUGUAGAUAGUACAUGUGCGUGAUAGGGAUUAAACUUUUAUUUUCAUGCAACAGAAAGGAAAUCUUCAGGUUGAAAAAAUUAAUUUCUUGUAAUAUUUCAAGAUGUAUCUAUUAAAUUGCUCGUCAGUAGUUUGAAAAUAAAAAGCUAUCUGAAAUCACACUGGGAAAUCCUCUGAGUUCUCUGAAAUCUCUGAUUGAAUCAGCUUCAUUUAUCACUGCCAUCACUGGCUGAUCUAUAAAUACAUCUGCUUUUACAGCCUACACAUUCUGAAAUUUACUUGUUAUCUCCUCAGAAGAGAAGGGCUAGUGGCUGCUCUUAAACAAUCCUGGUUUAGCCAAAGCCAACACGAAGGUAAGACUGAAAGACCAAGCCCAUCAGUUGUUGUUAGCUUUGAUAGUCACUGCUAUCAUUUGCGAGUGUGCCUGUAGCCAGUCCAAGUUGGCAGCGUCAGCCCAAGCUGAUUGGAGCUGCAGACAUUUUUGCUGACUGGAGUCAUGCUAUCUUUGCCAGUUUGCUGGAAUAGACACAGACACUGAUUGGGUCAUGCUGAAAACAUUCCUGUCCUAUGAAGCAAGUCUGUUUGUAUUUCAGGUUUGCCAGGACUAAUGAAUUAAAAAUCUUGGGCUCACAACAUUUUGCUGCUUAAUAAUGCCUGUGACAGAAGGAUUUUUUACACUCCCUGAAGUGUGACAGCAUCAUAAUCCCUCAUCCUGGGCAAGGCAAGGAAGGAAAAGCAGAAUUGUUGAGAAACGUGGAAAAGGGUUAUCUUUUGAGACAGCAAAGCCUAUGGGAAGUGCAGGUAGCAGCUUGUUGCCCUGACAGCUGUCUCAGCUUCUCAGACCUUGUCAGUUUGUUGCUAUGCAGCAGGUGCAGCCUUUUCUUUUAUUGAAGCUUUACUCCAUAAAGGCAACGACAAGCCAAGGCAGUGGCUGGCCCUGGAUUAUACAAGUGCAGACACUCCGCUAAGUGAGGAUUUCAUCACAGUAAAAUCACUUUUUGGAAUUGAUGGUCUCAGAAGAAAGACGGAAGACUGAGUAAAGUCCCAACCCAGGAGCCAAAUCCAUGCAGACAGACCCCUACACCUGCACAGGCUUCCACUGAAGAAUCACCACCAAGCUGGAACAAACAAGUAAAAGCAUUGACUCAAGUGCCCACAUGAUCACCACUGCCAGGGUACCUGCUGAUAAGCCAGUACGAAUUGCCUUCAGCCUUAAUGAUUCCCCAGAUGAUGCUUCCCCUGAAAACUUCUCUUUGGCAUUUCCAGAACUAGAUCAGCAGCUGCAGCCUCUGCCUCCCUGCCAUGACUCUAAGGAAUCUAUGCAGGUGUAUAAACAGCACUGCAAAAUAGCGGAAGAGUACCAUGAGGUCAAGAAAGAAAUUGCUCUGCUGGAAGAAAGAAAAAAGGAGCUGAUUGCCAGACUGGAACAAGUGGAAAAGGAAAGCAUGGAUGCUGCUCAGCUGGCUAAGGAGUAUGCAGAACUGACAGAGGAGAACCGAACACUGAAGCUGGCCCAGACGCAGUGCGUGGAGCAACUGGAAAAGCUCAGGAUACAGUACCAAAAAAGACAGGGUUCCUCAUAACUCCCAACUAGCUCAUGUGAGGCAGUUCAUACAGGAUUGGUCCUGUGCUGGAAAGAGAUUUUAAAAUAAAGAUCUGUUUAAUAUGUUACAACACUUUACUACAGAUACAGAGUAUGUAGAAGUCUAUAUUUGAUUUAAUGCUUGCCACCCAGUAGCUUAUUAUAAUGGAUAUUUCAUCCAUUAUAUAAUAGAUGUUUUAUUUCAAGUAAUGUAAUUGAAGUUAAUCUAUCCCCAUUAUAUGUUCUAGUGGAUCAUGUUUCUUUUCUAAACAUAUUUCUUCCAAUUUAAGAAGAUAUGGACACACUAGAAAAUUAUAUAAAUAGUCUCUGUGUUGGAAAUUUGGAUCAUACUAAGGCAUAUGGCAGGGAUGAUGUUAAUAUAUGGAAUAGAUGUAUGUUAAUUUUAGUCCAGUGAAUUCUUUUUAAAUUAUUUUCCUCAUGCCUAAAGUGUUUGGAAGUUAUCUUGAAGCAGAUCUCCUCACUAGUAAAAACUAUACUUCAUGUCAACGUCACACUGUUGUAUAAAAUCUGAAAAACUGCACAUUAAAAACUGAAAUUACAAAAUAUUUUUUUAUCAAAAAAGUGCACUGCCAGUGAUAAUUUGCAAGUUAUAAAAUUAAAGGGAAACAGAAGAGAUCAGAUUUUUCUUCCUCAAGUGUAAAGAUUACUUGAGUGUCUUUUAAGUGUACUUUUUGGCAUGCAAGAAAUGAAAAAUUAAUAUAAGAAUCAUAGUUCCAUCAUAGUUUCAACUGAGAUUAUGUCAGUGAAAUUAUUGUGAGGAUCUUUUGUUCUUAUUUUCUGGUCUAUUUUGAAACAUAAAAGGCUGUAAGUAGGGACAGGAGUUCUGUGAUACACAAAUAACUGGGAAGUAAAAUGUCAGUUUCACUUGCUCUAUUUAUCCCUGUAUUUUCUUAGAUCAACUUAAAAAUCCUCAUUAUACUUCCAUUUCUAUUCAUACAGCAAUUUUUUCAUUAAAAGUGGAUGUAGAAAAGCCCUUUUAUAUUCUGAAUGUUCUCAAAUCACCUUGUAUUUUAAACUCUGCUUGACAGAUGCAGCUUGUUACAUCUUCAUGAGCUUGGAAUUCAACUUAAUGUGUUAUUAGUACUGAAAUGUGUCUUAGUAAUUGAAAUUAUGAACUUAAGAUUUGCACCAGGACUUUAGCUUUGAUUAUUAUCAUUAAUCUAUCAAGAAAAUGGGAUUUCAUGUUAAUCAGAACAAUUCCUGGCAGCAAAGGGGACAAAAAAAAAUAAUUGCAAGCCGCCUGUAAUUUUGCUGUGCUAAUUGCCUACAGUAUUCCCUGCAGCACAGGUGGGAAAACUGGCUCUGCGUUCCUCCAGGCACCUGGCACUGCAGCAGGACAGCAUGAAGAGGUAGUAGGAGAGGACAACCUUGUUUCCACUUCUCUUCCUGAGCCACCAGGGCAGCGUCAGCAUCCAAACUUGGCACUCUUCCUGCUGUACUUGAGAAAUCACCACUCUUGAGGCAUGUGCUUCCUGCUGGGAUGCUCCCUGAGCAGUGUAACACUCUAUUAUCCUUCUUUUCUUAUUAUCCAAGGAUCCAGUUUGCACUGUACCUUGUGGGAGUUGAAGAGGGAAAAACCCCAUAGUUAAUAAAAACCACUUGGAAUAUCGGGCCUGGAAAUGCUGGAAAAGCCUUGUUUGAGUUUUGAACUGAUGGGAAACAACUUGAAGAGAAAUCAGAGCUUUACUCCAAGCACAGACCACCACAGAACCUAGAAUGUACUUUUUUUUUGCUUGUGUUUAUGCGUUUUGAACAAGACAAUUCUCAUUUUAAAACAGUUUGUCAUUUUGGUCAAAGGUUUUUCCAUCUAGCCUUGUAAACAUCAUCCAAUCAGGAAAUUUCAGUGAAUUAAUUGAAAACCAUAUAAAGUACAUAAAAUUAGUUUGUUGACAGACUGGCUUUGGAUGCAAAUGGAUCAGACAGCAGACCUUUAUUUACAAAUAACUGUGUUCACCUUGAAAAUUUCCAUAUAAGUGCAGUCUCUAUGCUUUAGAUAUCAGAAAAAUUACAGACCAUACGCUGGGAGAAAAACCUGAGGGAGGGCCACAGUCAGGUAGAGAAGGAAAGCUGGGUUUCAUUUUUGACAAUCAGCACUUUGAGAAUAGUUAGGGAGUAUGUUUUUCCUAACCUGUAGGCACUGACCAGUAUAGAAGAAUUCAAGAAAUAUUUUACAGAUGUGCAGACACCAAAUUUUUGGUGUGGUCCAGCCUACCAGCCUGGAUAAAUAUGAAAUUCUUAAACCAUCCCAAACUAAUUUAAGUCAAAGAUUUAUAUUCAACUUGGACUGUAGCUAUGUGCAAUCAAAUUUCCCUCCUGCUUUUAGUUAUGGUGAAAGUAAAAGUAACAGUCUUGUAUGAACAAGUUUGCCUGCAUGCAUGUUCAUGUGCCUGAGAGAAGGGACUCAGAGAAAUUGUAUUGCAAUACAAUUAAGUAAAACUGAUAUAGAAAUACCAAGGAAGAAAAAUUAAAGUAUCUCUUGAAAACUAUUUUUAAGAGAAAAAAUGUUUGGGGAAGUGGGAUGCAAAGGCAGGAAGGUAGAGAAGUGGAAUUUUCAAAAAAUAUUCAUAGACAAGUUAAAUUAAAAUGUAGCAUAGUCAACAUAAUGCAGAAAAUCAUCCAGGUGUUGAAAAGAGCAAAGGUAGCUGGAACAACCUUCUGAGAGAUGACUGCUGUAUCUAUCAUCCAUCUCUUGAUUUGUUUAUCAAGAGCAUAAUAAUGAGAAAUAUUUUCACAUUCAGUAACUCUCCAAUUUUGACAUGCUGAGUUUUUCUCUAGACACUGGAGCUCUGCUGAUUAAAUAGCUGAAAUUAAGCUUUUUAGCUUAAUUUCAAGCAUUCAAAGCAUUUAUCAUAGGGAUCCUGUAUUUUUCCACAUAGAUAAUAUGAUUUGUGUCCUGGUUGAAGUGGUCUGUAUGUUGGGUCCUGUUGUAUGUAUCACACUAUAAAAACAAGUUUUAUACAAUUAUUUCAAAGAUGGUUUUAUAUUGUAUUUAACCCAAGAAUUUAGAAGCCAGUUUUUGAAAUCAAGUACCAAUGAAAGGUUCACUUUUAUAGCAUGUGAUUACAACCUGUGAGAGCUGCAGCUGUAUUACAAAGUGUAUUUCUUGCUGUUAUCCAGGUUAUUCAGCUUAGCAAAAGUAAGCAUGCCACCACCAUGGUAAAUGCAUUUGCUUCAAACCACUUAAGGAGCAGUGAAGUACAUGGGUUUAAAAUAAAAACAAGACCUGUGCUUUCCAUUCUC
Cyanistes caeruleus (blue tit) is the source of this 6701-nucleotide messenger RNA. The record is from RefSeq and is a predicted model, not a curated record. Lineage: Eukaryota; Metazoa; Chordata; Aves; Passeriformes; Paridae.